This is a messenger RNA of Coregonus clupeaformis (lake whitefish), 2846 nucleotides long. Its product is annotated as mitochondria-eating protein. The transcript is spliced from 12 exons. Bases 239 to 1705 code for a protein of 488 amino acids. The record is from RefSeq and is a predicted model, not a curated record. Gene Ontology annotation, biological process: mitochondrial protein catabolic process; mitophagy by internal vacuole formation. NCBI's taxonomy places the organism in Eukaryota, Metazoa, Chordata, Actinopteri, Salmoniformes, Salmonidae. Gene Ontology annotation, cellular component: mitochondrial outer membrane.
CAAUGCAAGUGGCUUUAGCAAACAUUCUCAAUCUGUAUAUGAGUAAAAAGCGUUGCUACAACUGAGAUGGUGCUUGGCACCCGUUGUAACGAAGGUGGACAAAACGUCAAGGGCAAGAUUUUCUAAGGCGAGUAUAAAAAGGGAGCGUGCGCCUUGUCACGGGCGCUCUCGCCCCAGAUUAAGUCCCACGGUUGCCCAAGAGUGUUUUGAGCCUUUCAGGAUUAGGGACGGAGUAGACAUGGCCGACUCUCUAAGGAGGCUGGUGAACACAUCUUCCUUCAGCGUUCUGCAGGACAAACUUGAGUCCUGGUACAAGGACUACCAUGUAAUCUCCUGUGAUCAGAAUCUGAACAGGUGCUGUGAGUUGGUGGAGCUCACCUCCAAGAUACAGGGACAACUCUUCACCAUCCUCAACCUCACUGCUAGAGAGGGUGGUCACUAUGCAGGAGUGGAUGUGCUCAAAUCACGCCUGCUGCCUUGGUUGGGGACCUGUUUCUCCAUGGCAACCUCCUCUGUCACCAACGACACCAGCCUCAACCUCAUCCAGGAAUCUGUGGAGAAGGAGAGGAAGAUCAGGGAGCUGUCUGCCUCCCAUGAGAACGACAUGCAGAAGAUGGAGACUCAGCUGUGCUCCACUCGCCUGCAGCUGGACUCUGUCAAACAGGAACUGGCGGAUGCUCAUCUGCAACUGGACGACACAAAAAAUAUGUCAACCACAACUCUGCUGGCCACAGAGGAUGAGAUACUACAGCUGAAAGCAGAGUUGCAUGCUGCCAGUGACCAGGUGGAGACCUAUAAGAGGAAGCUGGAUGUGCUGGAUGAUUAUGAGAGGCAGGUGCGUCUGCUGAGGGAUGAGGUGUCUUUCCUCACAGCAGAGAAGAGCAUGCUGCAGGAGAGGUUGGUGAGGAGUUGUUCCCCCAGCCCCCUGCCCAGACAGAGCCGCCCCUCCAGCCCUCUGAAGAGUGAGUCUCCCACCCGGGCCCAGCUCACCAAUUCGUCCCGCCACGCCAGGCUGGUGUCCCGCUUCAGUGACCUGUACGCUGUGGAGCGCCUUGAGGCCCAGAGUCUGCUCCGACGCUACAUAGAUGACCUGGAGAUGGUCCAGAGAAUCAUCUUCAUUGCCACUGUGGAGGCCUUCCAGGCAGCCAAGCUGGCCUACCGUCAAUUCAAGCUGCGUGUGAGGAAGACCCUGUCCUCUUCCCACCUGGGGCCAGAGACCCUGGAGGACUCGGUGGUGGACUACAUUGUCAGGAACCUGGACCUCUACGACGUGCAGGCCAGCGUUAAUGACGUGAUCAACGCCAUGAAUGUAAACCCACGGGUCUCCUUCCCUCCGGAGGUGGACUUUGUCCUGAUCAGCAGCUUCAUCCGGGAGACAUGCAGAGUGGCCUUCGCCAUGCAGACACUGGACCCUCCUCUGGACCUGGCUUUCACCAGCAGUGGAGAACUCUACAGCGACAACAAGUAUCGUCGUAGCUAUGACUCUGAGUUUACUGCUCCUCUGGUGGUGUACCAUGUGUGGCCAGCGCUGGUGGACGGGGACGGUGUCAUAGUGAAGGGAGAGGCAGUCACCAGGAGAGGAGCUCUGUGGAGGAGCAGAAGCAGGAGCUGCAGUCCUGUUCGCUCUGGCAGCCCCACACGCACUCUCGGGUUUAGUCGCAGCAGAAGCCCCUCUCCCGGACGUCUCUCCGCCAGUCGCCUGUAAACCCUAACUGACCACUGAUUUUUAAAGGAAAACAACAUUCUACACAUCUAUUUCAUGUUUGCAUCAAAGUCAGAUUUUGAGUUUAAAUGGACUGGAGCUUGUCAUUAUUUGUCAGUUGUGAUGACUUGAUGAUAAGUAUUUAGACUCUGUCAUCAUGGACAUUGACAGUAUACUGGAGAGAAGUUCCAUGUUACCAUUACAGUAUCCAGAGACUCUGGCAGCCGAUCCUUUCAGAACAAUCCAUUCAGGGUGCUGUAGCGGCCCGUGACAAGGCUAUGUGUGUGUGUGUGUGUGUGUGUGUGUUUAAUCUAUGCUCAUUAUCUUAGUGAUUCUUAACUGCACACUAUGCAACACCAGGAUGAUUGUGUGGUUGACCGUAGCGUAACUUUUUAAGGACAUUUAGACCUGCACAGUAGCACUUUCUGAGACUGCUGUAGUUUAGGUUUUAUCUUUUACCUCAAACCUUGAUAGACUCUUGGUUAUAAGGAAUAUAAUGAAUACAUUUUAAUGUAAGUCUUAGCCUGCUUAUAAACUAUGUGAAAAUGUUGGUAGAUUUUCUUUUGUAAGACACAUGGUGCUAAAGUUCAGUCAGAACUGUUCAACUCCACAAAAACUAGAGAGAUUGGUAUUGCUCAGAAUAAUGAUUAAGCAUGCAGUUUGUAAAGUAAUUUGAUUCUGUGUAUGUUUCUUUUUUUGGAGUUGUGAUAUUAGCUAGAUGUGUGGUUUGGAUGGAUUUGGAGCAGUGGAAGGGAUAUCAAGUAAUACAAAAAAUCUUCUGCAACUUGAAAUGGUUGACUUGAGAAAAUAUGCCUUUUUUGUUAGUGUCCUAAUGGAGUUGCUUACUAUCUACGCACAAGAUCCAAAGGCAACAUAUACUAUAUUUAGGUUAAUUGUAAGGCUGUAAUUAAUUAAAUGUGGAGCCUGACAAUGUUCACUAUUUUAAAUGUUGUGUCUUUGGCAGCUGAAAUCAUUAUACAGUCUAAUAUUUCAUUUAGCAUUAAACAGUGUGUUAGUGUUGUGUAUGCAACAUUUUGUGAUAAACAACAGAAACUUGGGCUUAAAUAUAUAUCAUGUAAUUUUGCUGUUCUUGUUACAGAAUACAGAAUACAGAAUACAGAAUACAACAAAAUGUACCAAGAGA